AAACGCGGCGACUCUUCAAAAUUGCAGCCGGAUAAUUGAUCGCCAUCGGAAUACGUGGCGCUCUCCCAUUCGCUAGCGUGCUGCGUUGGAAUCGUGACCGGUAUAGCUAAGAAUGGACGAUUUGGAUUCGUUCCAAGACAACAACUGGGACCUAGCCGAUUUCGAUUGUUUCGUCAACGACGUUUCUCCAAGCCCCGAUCUUUUCUGGGAUCAUCAAUCCAUUUCCCUGAGAUCUUCAGAAGUGGAUACUCCCCAUUAUGGUGCUACAUCUCAAGGAAAAGAAUGUUUAGAAUCAGAGUGCCAGAGAAAGAGGGGACGCAGUGAUUCAUGCAACAAACUAGGGAGCAAAGCUUGCCGUGAGAAACUAAGAAGGGAAAAGUUGAAUGACAGAUUUGCGGAGUUGUGCUCUGUUCUAGAACCUGAAAGGCCUGUACAAACAGACAAAAUGGCUAUACUUGGGGAUGCCAUUAGAGUUCUAAACCAGUUAAAGACAGAAUCUCAAGAGUAUGCAGAGAUGAAUGAAAAGCUUUUGGAAGAGAUCAAAACUUUAAAGGCCGAGAAGAAUGAACUUCGUGAAGAGAAACUGACACUGAAGGCAGAUAAAGAGAAAUUAGAGCAGCAGUUGCAAGCAAUGGCUGUACCGCCUGCUGGUUUUAUGCCACCCCAUCCCGCUGCAUAUCAGCCUGGGCCCAAUAAGAUUGCAGUUUACCCCAGUUAUGGUUAUCUUCCAAUGUGGCAUUAUCUACCUCCAUCUGCUCGUGAUACAUCUCAAGAUCAUGAGCUCAGGCCACCUGCUGCUUAAUUCUUAGGCUGAUUAUGUGCUCUAUUUGCCCUUGUUCUUGUAAAUAUUGGUAAUGCUUCCAAUAUCCGAGUUGGGCUUGUCUCUAACCCCGCUCUUUUCUUUGGGGUUUGUUUUUUUUUAUUUCUGGUGCAGGUACAUGUAUUUGGACACGAUUGUUUUAGAUGCAAGUGAAUUUAAUUUGCAGUAAUUUUGGUCUCAA
Molecule: messenger RNA, 1001 nt
Organism: Ipomoea triloba (trilobed morning glory)
Lineage: Eukaryota; Viridiplantae; Streptophyta; Magnoliopsida; Solanales; Convolvulaceae
Product: transcription factor bHLH104-like
Exons: 6
Coding region: 113-802 (229 amino acids)
Biological process (GO): intracellular iron ion homeostasis; regulation of DNA-templated transcription
Molecular function (GO): protein dimerization activity; DNA-binding transcription factor activity
Source: RefSeq, a predicted model, not a curated record